AUGGCACCCUUUAGUGGCACCCUUCAGUGGCACCAUCCAGUGGUACUUUUUAGUGGUACCCUUCAGUGGCACCCUCCAGUGGUACCCUCCAGUGGCACCCUUCAGUGGCACCUUUCCAGUGGCACCCUCCAGUGGCACCCUUCAGUGACACCUUCUAGUGGCACCCUCCAGUGGCACCCCUCAGUGACACCCUUCAGUGGCACCCUUCAGUUACAUCCUACAGUGACACCCUUCACUGGUACCCUCCAGUGGCCCCCAUCCAGUGGCACCCUCCAGUGGCCCCCAUCCAGUGGCACCCUCCAGUGGCCCCCAUCCAGUGGCACCCUCCAGUGGCCCCCAUCCAGUGGCACCCUCCAGUGGCCCCCAUCCAGUGGCACCCUCCAGUGGCCCCCAUCCAGUGGCACCCUCCAGUGGCCCCCAUUCAGUGGCACCCUUCAGUGGCCCCCAUCCAGUGGCACCCUCCAGUUCUACCUAUUUUCCAUGAAGGUCCACGAUGUCACAUUUUGGGUUACUAUUUCUUUCUGUGAAGGUUGGCGACCACAUGCUUCUGGGCCACUUGUUAUUCCAGUGACUUGGGUGGCUGCACGCAUCCAUCUCCUUAUAUGUUUUGGAUCACUUAGGAAUUACGUCUGA
Procambarus clarkii (red swamp crayfish) is the source of this 633-nucleotide messenger RNA. Lineage: Eukaryota; Metazoa; Arthropoda; Malacostraca; Decapoda; Cambaridae. The record is from RefSeq and is a predicted model, not a curated record.